Molecule: messenger RNA, 1410 nt
Organism: Musca vetustissima
Lineage: Eukaryota; Metazoa; Arthropoda; Insecta; Diptera; Muscidae
Product: arginine kinase 1
Exons: 2
Coding region: 35-1297 (420 amino acids)
Biological process (GO): phosphocreatine biosynthetic process
Molecular function (GO): creatine kinase activity
Source: RefSeq, a predicted model, not a curated record
UCUCUCGUAAAAAACAAACUCACACACACACAAAAUGGGUGGUUGCGCAUCUAAGGAUAAGAAAGACAAAGUGGUUGAUGGCGAUGCUGUUGCCACCGAUAAUAACGCUACCGAAAAUAACACCGCUGACGGUGACAAAGCAACCACUGUCACUGCGGCUGGUGAAACGGCUACAACUGAGGCAAAUGGGGAUGCCACCGCAAAUCCAGAAGGCAAAGAAGACACCAUGGUUGAUGCUGCUGUUCUUACCAAAUUGGAAGAAGGCUUCGCCAAGCUCCAAGCCUCCAACUCCAAGUCUUUGUUGAAGAAGUACUUGACCAAGGAAGUCUUCGACAAUCUAAAGAACAAGAAGACCCCAACUUUCGGUUCCACCUUGUUGGAUUGCAUCCAAUCCGGUUUGGAAAAUCACGAUUCCGGUGUCGGUAUCUAUGCUCCCGAUGCUGAAGCCUACACAGUAUUCGCUGAUUUGUUCGAUCCCAUCAUUGAAGACUACCAUGGUGGUUUCAAGAAGACCGACAAGCACCCUGCCAGCGACUUCGGUGAUGUCAACAGCUUUGCCAACUUGGACCCCAACAAUGAAUACGUCAUCUCCACCCGUGUCCGUUGCGGUCGCUCCAUGCAAGGUUAUCCCUUCAACCCCUGCUUGACCGAAGCCCAAUACAAGGAAAUGGAAGAGAAGGUCUCCACCACCUUGUCUGGUUUGGAAGGUGAAUUGAAGGGUAAAUUCUACCCAUUGACCGGCAUGGACAAGGCCGUUCAACAACAAUUGAUCGAUGAUCACUUCUUGUUCAAGGAAGGUGAUCGCUUCUUGCAAGCCGCCAAUGCCUGCCGCUUCUGGCCCUCUGGCCGUGGUAUCUACCACAAUGACAACAAGACCUUCUUGGUCUGGUGCAACGAAGAAGAUCACUUGCGUAUCAUCUCCAUGCAAAAGGGUGGUGAUUUGGGUGAAGUUUACAAACGCUUGGUCACCGCUGUCAAUGAAAUUGAAAAGCGCAUUCCCUUCAGCCACGACGACCGUUUGGGCUUCUUGACCUUCUGCCCCACCAACUUGGGCACCACCAUCCGUGCCUCCGUGCACAUUAAGGUACCCAAAUUGGGCGCCAACUUGGCCAAAUUGGAAGAAAUCGCCGGCAAAUACAACUUGCAAGUCCGCGGUACCCGUGGUGAACACACCGAAGCCGAAGGUGGCAUCUACGAUAUCUCCAACAAGCGCCGCAUGGGUCUCACCGAAUACCAAGCCGUCAAGGAAAUGUACGAUGGUAUUGCCGAACUCAUCAAGAUCGAAAAGAGCAUGUAAGGUGUUACACCGCAACCCCCACAACUGUAGAGCUUACGGCUAAGCCUAAAAUCUCUGUAGCCGCUAGAUAACAACGUUCUAGGUGGCAAUAAUCUCAACAACAACAACAAAAC